GCCAUUGUGGCAGCGUGGUUUAUGUAUAGGUUUUUUCCCCUUUAAGUUAUUUGCCUUUUUUUUUAAAUUUAUUUAGAUAGUAUUUUGCGUUCUUAUCCCUGGAUUACCUGCUGAUUUCGAUAUAAAACAAUCAUGGGAAGAGGAAAGAAAAUGUCCAAACCGAGCGACGGACGGACCGGAGAUACCCCAGAAAGCACAAGGACCGGCGGAACAAAUGAGAACCGCCCGACAAUGAACGGGGAACUUGUGUGUUUGGGACAGUCCAAAAUUUAUACUUUUAUGAGCCCUGUGAAAUCUCAGAGUGCCCGUCCUCCUCUGCAAGAUGAAAACUCUGUCACCCACCAUGAGAGCAAAUGUUCAGGAAAAACAGCAGCUGAGAACCACAAAAAAGCAGAAGUUGAUAAAAGAAAGAAUGUUGCCCCUGAACUUUCAGUAAAAUCUGAGGAACGCAAGGCGAGCAAAUGUAUAAAUCCUGAGGUGCUUUCUGGCCCCAAACUAGAGCUGACAGAGACUCCGAAGAAUUCUGGCUUGCAAACUGCUGUUAACAAAACUGACUCUCAGAAGGUCGUCAAAUCUAAACCUCCCAGAAGGAAAGCUCAAGUAAAGAAUUCUCCAAUCAGGAAGGUCACUGAUUAUUUCCCUGUUAGACGAAGUGGCAGAAAGAGCAAAACAGAAUUAGAGAUAGAAGAGAAGAAGAGAAUAGAUGAAUUGAUUACAACUGGGAAAGAAGAAGGACUGAAGAUUGAUAUCAUUACUGGUAAAGGAAGAGGAGUGAUUGCAACAAGAAAGUUUAAUCGUGGAGAAUUUGUGGUAGAAUACCACGGGGACCUUAUAGAGAUCACAGAUGCUAAAAAGAGAGAAGCUUUGUAUGCACAGGAUUCAUCUACUGGCUGCUAUAUGUAUUACUUUCAGUAUCUGAAUAAAACCUACUGUAUUGAUGCUACAAAAGAAACCAACCGCUUAGGAAGGCUAAUAAACCAUAGCAAGGCUGGAAACUGUCACACAAAGCUCCACAAUAUCCACAACUUGCCUCACCUGAUACUGAUUGCAUCUCGGGACAUCAAUGCAGGAGAGGAAUUGCUAUAUGACUAUGGAGACAGGAGCAAGUCUUCCUUAGAAGCACAUCCAUGGCUUAAAAACUGACUUUAGAUGGACACUACAGUUCUACGGUUGCUUUGUGGGCUGCUUCUGUUUUGGUUUUAAAUCCCCCUAUUUUACAUUUAGUAUAUAAGCAAGUGAUGUGGAUUUAAAUACAAGUUGUCUUAGACUACCAAAACUUUUAUAUUCAGUUUUUGUAUAUUAUAUAUUUUUUUGCAUAGAGGUGCUUCCAAAGCAUGCAAUGAAAUGAUUAUAUGCAGUUUUUUUAGGAGUGUGUGUGAAAAACAGAUAAUGUUCCUAAUAUUUCUUAGAUUUGCUGUUGUAUUCUUACAUGAUUGACAGGUACUGAUCUGCUGGAUGAAUUCAGUAAUAUCUCUUAUAAAUGAAGGAUUAUGGUCUUAUUGCUGGGCAAGUAAAAUCAAUGAAAAUCUGUUUUUGAUGUGUAUUGAUGCUCUGGUAUGUUCUCUAUUUGGCUCAUACAAGAGUUCAGAUAUUUUAAAGCAUGUUAUAUCAUAUUUUUUAUAUAUAUAUUUUAGCUUUUAACAUGUUUCCUUUUAAUAGAAAGGAAAUAGGGCAUGCUGUGACUACAGUAUUAGUGGUGUUCUCCCUAGAGAUGCUUACUUCCCCAGUGCCCAACUGGCACCAAAAAUCCUUAGUCUACCUUUUUUUUAUUAUGGACAAUAUGUUAAAAAAAAAAAAAAAAAAAAGUAAAAUUUUGCUGAAGUUCAAAAUUGAAACUGUCUUGGAAUUUAAUAGAAUAGUAUUGGCUAAAAGGGAUAUGAAACACCAAUUUGUUUUGUGAUUAAGACAGAAGUAAAUUGGAAACCAUUUUAAAAUGGCAUGCUCUAUUAGUAAAUUUGCUUAGUUUACAUUAUAUCGGUAGGCAUCUGGAGCACUACAUAGCAGGAUGUAGUGCUCUUGCAAAACUGCUGCCAUAUAGUUAUCCAGAAAAUGAUUUGGCUCAUAAGCAAUCAUCCCUGCUUUUUAACAAGAUACCAAGACAACGAAGAGAAAUUGAAGAUAGUAUGAUUUUUUUUUAACCAACUUUCUAAAUUACUUCUAUCUGAAUCGUCAUAAGAGAAACAAUUUGGAUUUCAUAUCCCUUUAAGACAACACAAUAUUCCUCCCGCCUUAUUGGUGAAAAUGCUAUAGUACCCCUUUUUAUUUCACUAGUGUCACCAUCUCCUGUUUAUCUCAAUGGUAAAAAAAUGUGUGUGCUUCCAUUCAACUGUUUGUAUAUUUAAACAAAAACUUUUAUUAUGGUAUUCCCGUUUUAGAGGAGUAAAAAUGAAGUUUUCCUGAACUUGGUACAUAUGAUUUAGGAAGAACAAAUUCAUAUUUAGCUUCUUGGUGCACAUACAAUUAUGGUUACAGGAACUGAGGACCUGUCAUUUGUUUAAAUUAAUCUUGGGUCAUGCCCAGUGUCUAAGUAACCUCUUUGUAUAUUUACAGUUUAAUCUGCAUUGUGUUCCUUAAAGGAACAUAAUACUCAUAUGCUAAAUCACUUGAAACUGAUGCAGUAUAACUGUAAAAAGCUGACAGGAAAAUAUCACCUGAGCAUCUCUAUGUAAAAAAGGAAGAUGUUUUACCUCACAAUCUCCUCAGCUCAGCAGAGUAAGUUCUGUGUAAAAAGUUAUACUCGGCUGUUCCCAGCUGCAGGUAGCAAAAAAAUAAUAAUGAAGAAAUGAACUGCAACCAAUCAGCAUCAGCAGUGCUGAGGUCAUGAACUCUUACUGUGAUCUCAUGAGAUUUGACUUAACUCUCAUGAGAUUUCAUAGUAAGCUUCCUUUACCUGAUUGGUGAAAUAAUGAGUGCAUGAGGCUCAUCCCCCUAGAAAUCCUUUACAAUGGGAUGUGGCUACUGAGGAACUUUUGAGGUAAAAUAUCUAUCUUUUUUUACAUAGAGAUGUUCAGGUGAUAUUUUCUAGUCGGCUUUUUACAGCUAUACUGCAUCACUUUCAAGUGUUUAAACAUUUGGGUAUUAUGGUCCUUUAACAUAACUGUACUUAUAUGAUAAUUAUAGACUUUUUCUGCAGAAAUGUUGCCCCUGCUUUAUAAAGCCAUAAGAUUGUUACUGUUAUAGUCAUUGCUCUAGAAUGACCUAAUGCAGUGAGUAGAAUGUCACAUAUAAAAAAAAAAUACAUUGUUUUAUAUUAAAAGAAAAAAACUGUCAAAUAAAAAAAUAUUUAUUGUGAA
Bombina bombina (fire-bellied toad) is the source of this 3293-nucleotide messenger RNA. It is a transcript of the gene KMT5A, whose product is annotated as lysine methyltransferase 5A. Gene Ontology annotation, molecular function: histone H4K20 methyltransferase activity; protein binding. The record is from RefSeq and is a predicted model, not a curated record. Bases 133 to 1143 code for a protein of 336 amino acids. The transcript has 8 exons. Lineage: Eukaryota; Metazoa; Chordata; Amphibia; Anura; Bombinatoridae.